Messenger RNA from Drosophila teissieri, 2491 nucleotides. RefSeq names its product chymotrypsin-like protease CTRL-1. Gene Ontology annotation, biological process: proteolysis. Bases 153 to 1316 code for a protein of 387 amino acids. Lineage: Eukaryota; Metazoa; Arthropoda; Insecta; Diptera; Drosophilidae. The record is from RefSeq and is a predicted model, not a curated record. The transcript is spliced from 6 exons. Gene Ontology annotation, molecular function: serine-type endopeptidase activity.
GCCUGUUGGGGCAUCGCCUCGUUUAGUUGACAGCGCUUUGUUCGCCUGCACGGUUCGAAUUACCGGAAACCGAAAGUUUGAGCCCUCACCUGCGAAUAGUAUUACCACUAGGAGUAUAUACCACUAAGGAAUAUAUAAAAAGUGUUAAGAAAAUGCUCGCGUUUCCAGUACUGUUUGUAGUUUUGCAACUCCUCGCAAUCGUUCGAGCGGAAUCGGGAGAAUUCGAGAAACUCCUGGUUCCCGUGAGCUACGGGAACGCAGAGCAGAGGAGCGGAAUACGGAGCAACGAGACUUCGACUGCUGGACACUCGGUGGCCGCCCGCUCCUACUACGACGUGGUGCAGAACGCCGGACAGACGGGCUGCUCCGUGGGCACCGAGUGCACUCCGCUCCACGACUGCACUGCCCUGAUCUACGAGGUGGCCCGGAGCUGCUACUACGGCGACAAGUCGCUCUACUGCGGGGGAGCCAGCGAGGAGCUGCCCUACGUCUGCUGCCCCAGCAGUCCGCUGGAGAAGAACCAGGUGUGCGGCAAGUCCCUGGUCCAAGGCCACUUCUACAAGGGACUGGGCUCCUAUCCCUUCGUCGCGCGCAUCGGCUUCAAGCAUGUCAACACUGGAGCCUUUGCCUAUCCGUGUGCUGGAGCCGUAAUUGCGCGCCGGGUUAUCCUCACGGCCGCCCACUGCGCUCUGGCCAAGGCCGAUGGACACCGGCUGUCUUCGGUGCGCGUCGGCGAGUACGAUACGAGUAGCGAUCCGGACUGCGCCAACACCGGAUUCUGUGCACCGCGGUCGGUCAACCACGCCAUCAGCCAUGUGAUCGUGCAUCCCGACUACAAGCAGGGCCAGUAUCACCAUGACAUUGCUCUGCUGGUGCUGAAAACGCCGCUAAACUAUUCGGUGGCUACUCAACCCAUCUGCCUGCAGAAGACACGCGCCAACCUGGUGGUGGGCAAACGGGCUACCAUCGCCGGAUGGGGCAAGAUGUCCACGUCGAGUGUCCGCCAGCCGGAGAUGUCGCACCUGGACGUGCCGCUGACCAGCUGGGACCUGUGCCUCCGGAACUACGGGUCCACAGGUGCCCUAGAAUCGCCCAACUCCAUCGAGGGCCAAUGGAUGUGCGCCGGCGGCGAGGGCAAGGACGUCUGCCAGGGAUUCGGUGGAGCACCGCUUUUCAUACAAGAGAACGGCAUCUUCUCUCAGAUCGGAAUCAUGUCCUUUGGAUCUGAUAAUUGCGGCGGACUUCGCAUUCCGAGCGUCUACACUUCCGUGGCCCACUUUUCCGAGUGGAUUCACGAUAACACGCCGCCGGAGUAGGCGGCUUAGGUCAGCUUAAGCUAGAACUAAAAUUGCAUUAUUUAAAUAAAAUAUGAAUAUGAGUACUAGCAUCGGACUAUUAUUCAAAGUCAUCGUAGAAAGCUUGCUGCGUUCUGUGGCGCAUCCCAUUGAUCUGAUAUGUUGAUCUGAGUUUACACGCACCCAAUCACUUAAUUGAAUUAAUUGAACUCUGACACGAACCACUCGCCGGGGCUUGAAAAAUAAGAAAAUGAUCUUUUAUACAAAUAAGAUGACGGUAGGAAGGAAAGCAUUUGGACUUUUGGAACCUUACUCUUCCAGCAAUCGUAUCUCGUUCAGCGUUGAGAGUUCUAACGAUUAGUUUCAACUUUGUUUUGGAAUAUUUUGUUUAAGGAGUAUGUUUAUUUGAGCAAUAGCAAUGUGUAUUCCCUUUAUUAGAGCACAUUAUAAGGAAGACAUUUUUCAAUUUCGCGUUCCAUCAAAUGAGUUAAUCAAGGUAAGCCCCGGACUUCGAACACAGUACACAGAAAGAAAAAUGCAGAUGAUGAAGUGUUGCAUUAUAAUACUUUGCAGCACAUACUUCAGAACCGAAUGGAUAUUUUAGAAAGAAAUUUAAAUUUCUUAGCCACUGCUCGAUAUACUUUGUUUAGAAUUCACUUUAGCCUGAAUACUCAGAUGUGGCACAGAGCACCACCUUUUUGUCUCAGUACAUUCUUCGCUCUCCGAAACUGCUCAUUGCCGGCUCGUUAAACUUAAUCGCUUAGGUCUGCAUGGGAACUCUCCUGCCUUGAUUUCGAGAUCUCCAUGUGCGUGCGGAGAGAAGAGUCCGAGAUGGCGGUACCGGUGCCAUGUGGCUAAUUGGAGUCAGCUGUUUUUAUGAGCCACUGGGAUCAGCUGGUGGUUUGGCAGGAGCUGGAGCUGGAGCUGGAGCCCAUAAAUAUCGAAAUGGCUGCACUGCGCCAAAGAGGGAAUUGAAACGAAUAGAAUAGAAUAGAAUGGAAUUCCUCGCAUUUACCGACUGCUGGCCAUUGCAUAAGCUUCUUAACUGGCUCACAGUCCCGCAGAAAUCAAGCGAUCGUCUAAUCAAUUCACGAGAACGCCGGCCCCGCUGAAGGCAGAGUAUCUGGCCAUCGGCGAGGUCCCGGGGACGGAGGCGAUGCUGGGGCAGAAGCCACUAAAUGGAAAAUCAAUUUGUU